This is a messenger RNA of Aricia agestis (brown argus), 2534 nucleotides long. Its product is annotated as transmembrane protein 201 homolog. The record is from RefSeq and is a predicted model, not a curated record. Bases 87 to 2096 code for a protein of 669 amino acids. NCBI's taxonomy places the organism in Eukaryota, Metazoa, Arthropoda, Insecta, Lepidoptera, Lycaenidae. Gene Ontology annotation, molecular function: actin filament binding; lamin binding. Gene Ontology annotation, biological process: nuclear migration along microtubule. The transcript is spliced from 5 exons. Gene Ontology annotation, cellular component: nuclear membrane.
CAUUUUCAAACAUGGUGGCUUAGUACUUUUUAGGUUAAAUUUAUAAAAAUUAUGAUAAUAGAAGACACUUAGUUAUAUAAGGAAAAAUGAAGCAUGUAAUGGAAUCAAUACUUCUAGGUGUGACUGCUAUACUAUGUGCGUUAUUGCUGAUAAAAAUACUAUACAAUUUGCGGACGACUUUAUCAUGGCGAGUAAAUUGCUGGUUUUGCAACAGCAAUUUCUGGGUGAAAUUCAUUGAAAGAAAUAGUUGGAUUUGUCCUCAAUGCGAGCAGUACAAUGGGUUCACUAAGGACGGUGAUUAUAAUAAGAAACUAUGCGAAGAUAUUGAAGAGAAACACAUAAAUGGGUUACACAGAACUCCUCCAAAGAAUGGUCUUUGCAAGAUGUGCAACAUCAACCAACAACUCAAAGUAACACAAUUGGCUAACUUUGUGCCCAUGAAUGAAAAAAAUUUCGAUGGCGAAAUAGAACUAUACAGGGUCCAGCUAGAGAAAGCAUAUAAAUUAUGCUCUCCAUGCAAAAAAGUAGUACAAAGCAAGUUGCAUAAAGAGAAGGAAAAGCUGCUAGAAGUGAAGCUUCUAGAAACAAGAACACCAGAGAAAAAAAAUACAAGAAAUGAUAAACAAAAUGAAAUGGUCGGCAACAUUAUAAGUGGCACUUCUUUAUUAAUAGCGAGCAUCCUUAUUAUAAUGUUAUCAAUAGAAUGCUAUGAAAAUGCAAAGAAAAGAAAGGAUUUAUUUAAAACAAUAGAAAAUUUAAAAGAAAUAUUACACAGUUUGACGCACAGAGUACUAUCUAUAGUGAAAAUGAAGAUGCUUAUGACUUUCCCUGCCUUAGAAGAUUUGAAUAUAAAUGACACACUUUAUUUGGGUACUUUAAAUUUAAAUAAUGAAUACAAUGACAUAGCACAGCAAGCUUUGGGUGGUUUUGUAUGUAUAUUACAAAUUGUUGGACAUGUAUCAAACACAAAUAGAGGAUAUAGCACUGUUACUGAAUUGCUGUGGACCGUCUUCGUGGCGGUCACAGUUGCCGACAAAUAUUUACACAAGGAUAAACUUGUUAUGAGUAUAAUAAAGUUUUGCAGUAUUUUUGCUAUAAUAGUGAUUUAUAGAAGCAAUAAAAAUUCUUCAACUAAAAAUAUUACCAGAAGACAUGCACCAAAGAAUUUGACAAAAAAUAAUUUAAAGACAUCAUUUAAUAGAGUUAUUGAUGAAGAAGAUAGUCUAUCUUUGGAUACGGAUGAUGAUGUUUCACUGAGCAAGUUCGGACUGCACAAUUUCUCGGAUUCCUCCCAUGAAAAUUCUAGUGCCCUCAACAAUAGUAUUAUGAGUGGGAGAUCAUUCACACCUAGGAAAAGCACUCUGUGGACUAAACCAAAGCACAACUCCACUUUUUCUAUUAACUCCAUGUCUCAAAGUCCAAAUAAUACAGUAUUUGUUAAGCCUUCCUUUAAGAAAUACCAAAAAUUAGGCGAGGAAUCUGACUCUGAUUUAGACGAGAGCAUAAGUUCCCUAUGUAUAAGUAGUCCUAAGAAAAAAUCUUCGAAGAUCAAUCCUGUGUUUGAGCUUCGCAAGUUUACGGCAUCACCAAAUUUCGUCGCUCCGACACCAAUGAACAGGGGCAGGCCCCUCAUAUCUCCGAGUAAGCUAGCUCACGGCACCUCGUGGGUCGCCGGCGGCUACUGGGGCUCUGAAGGAGAAAGGCAAAUAUUCAAUGUUAACGGAAGCAGGUCUUCCAGUCAGAGCUCAGGCUUCGAGUCCCAGGCGUCGAGCAAUCAGCGCAACCUAUUUUCGCAGCCUCCUUCUCGCGAGGAGUCGGUUUGUAGAGAACCGGAGAAACCUUCCGUGAUGCUGGAUCGUUUCCAAAACUUUAACUUUAAUAACUUUCAGAGUCCUCCAAGCUUCACUCCCGUGAGCUCGCCCGUGUUUCCUUCUAUGCAGUACAAUAGUCACGUACAAAUACCUCAGCCACGCUUCGCUCAGAACUAUGUUUCUCAGAGCGUAUUCUCUCAGCACGGCACUGUGCAUAACAUGUUCAAGGCCCCUAGCGGGUCCCGACUGAUCAAGCUGCCUCAGGACUCUUUUAUGUCCCACUAAUGCUCAACAGCUAGUCAGUAUGACGUAUUUUUUUUAACUAACCUCCGCCGUUUUUGUCGUUCAAAUGAUUUAUUUUUUGUAUUUAGUUGUAUAAACUGCCAACGUAGUAAGUUAAGGAUCUUGUUGUAUCGCGUAGUCUGUAAGUGGUUACUAUUUUAUGUUUGACAUAAUACAUAGUGGUAAGAUUCUGAUCUCGUGUUGGUGCCAGCCCGGCCACCCCGUGUCAGGUGAUGGCUAUGUGAAAGCAUUAAGAAUUAUUAUAGUUAUUAUUUUUAUAUGGACGUCACUGUCCUUUAUCUGAACAAAAUGUGAUAUGUAAAGACUAGUAAUUUUUGCUAAUGAAGAAAAUGAUUCUUGAUGUUUAUCAUCGUUUCGAUUUCGUCAUCUUAAAGCGAAAUGUUUUUGUGAAGCUCCUAAAAUAAAAGCGCAAAAAUAUAA